Messenger RNA from Striga asiatica, 1146 nucleotides. The record is from the annotation of a GenBank genome assembly. Lineage: Eukaryota; Viridiplantae; Streptophyta; Magnoliopsida; Lamiales; Orobanchaceae.
AGGCUUGAACAAAACCGCAGCCAAUCCCAAGUCUCUCUAUCUCAUCUCCCAAAUCCCUAAUUUUUCUAAUUCAAGUCAUCUCAAACCCUAACCGAAAAAAAAAGCAUGGUCGAAUCUAAUUCCCAAAAUCCACUCGCUCUCAAGCCGACGAUUAAAUUCGUGUGCAGCUACGGCGGCCGAAUCCUCCCCCGCUACCCCGACGGCAAGCUCCGUUACCACGGCGGCGAAACCCGCCUCCUCUCCGUCGAUCGCUCCGUUUCACUCUCCGAGCUGGCUGUGAAGCUGGGAGAGAUGUGCGGCACCGCCGUGAAUCUGAGGUGCCAGCUGCCGACGGAGGAUCUGGACGCGCUCGUAUCGAUCACCUCCGAUGAGGAUCUGGCGAAUCUGAUCGAGGAAUACGACCGCGCGGCUGCUGCGGCGGCGGCGCCGCUGAAGAUCAGAGCCUUCCUAUUCGCCCCCAAAUCCUCCGGAAAAUUGCCGUCUCCGCCGUCCUCCGCCUCCUCCAGCAGCAACGGCUCCACGUCGCCGAAAUCGCCGGCGUUGGCCAGCAGCCGGUGCCUCCGCCACGCGCCGAGGCCGCCGGUGCACCCUAACGCCGCCGGGAGAGCCUCUGGAAAAGUUCCCGUUAAGUAUGCUUACCAUUUUCAGUAUGGUGGUGGCAACGGCAGCCGUCCUGUUUAUGUGAUCCACAACGGCAGCAGCCACUGGCAAUAGCCGGAAAAGUUCCGAUGAAAAAGUGGAUUUGGUGGAUUUGGGGAUCGGUUAAUCGGAUCAUUGUUAUGGAGAAAUGGACACCGAUUAAUUACUAUUUUGGACAAAAAAACUAAAGAAAAAAAUUAAUUUUGGCUCCCAAAAAAGGUGGAGCAGAGUACAUAUGAAUUUUCACUUCAUCACAUGAUACAGAGACCAUAUUGAGGUGUGUGAUGAUGAAGGUAUGUAUAUGCUUGUGAAUAUGCUUUUAAUGGUUCUCUACAUUGCUUUUUAAAAACUAUUUAUAUAACCUUUCACCAAGGCUACUACCUAAGGGUGUAAUAACCAUACUUUUUGAAAGGGUCAGUAAUUAUAUUUUUUUCCCAACAAAUAUGCAUAAUUUCAAGUUAAAAUGUCACCCUAAACCACAGCAUAAACAUAAAUAUGACAUUGCAU